Molecule: messenger RNA, 1266 nt
Organism: Candidozyma auris
Lineage: Eukaryota; Fungi; Ascomycota; Pichiomycetes; Serinales; Metschnikowiaceae
Exons: 1
Coding region: 1-1266 (421 amino acids)
Source: RefSeq, a predicted model, not a curated record
AUGCUGCCUCCUUGUGACCUCAUCAUCGAAUUUCUCGAUAGGACAGUUAAAUCACACAACACCGAGAAGCCAUUGAAGGUUAGGGUCACUCUUAAAGCUUUCAGAAAAGUCAAAAUUGAAGAACUAAAUAUUUGCCUCUACUCUGUGGCCAAACUUCUUUUUGGUCAAGGACGUGACUUCAAAGAAAUUAUGAUGACAAAAGACGUGAAUGAUCUUCUUAGAGGCACGCAGCCUAUACUAGAACCUGGUGUCCAUCAGUACGACGCCACGUUCAUUUUUGCAGACUCUCAUUUGUUGGCGCCAUGUGUCCGCUUGGGGUUUUCUCAUGGAGACUUUGCAGAGUUUCAGUAUAUUGUCAAGGGAUGGUGUAAAACAGAAAUGUGUAAUGGCGUCAGCACAGUCAGACCAAUAAAGAUCACGCCCUCUCCUGGGGCUCUUCUGGUGCAGACUGACUUUGUUAAAGGACAUCACCUGGCUAUAGCAUACUCCCCGACCUUAUUGCGGGAUUUUGUCAUGUUCACAGAAAGUCCGAAGGGGAGGAAUCAGAAGAGACAGUGGGCUCUUACAGUUCCUUUUAGGAUGUCCUAUGAGUUUAAGAGGAAAUUUCAAGAUGAAGUAUACAGCGGCCUCAAUCAUGUCUACUAUCAAGGCGAGAACCUUGCAGACUACCUUGAAAUUUGCCUCUAUACGCCAUUCUCCAGUAGCAUGGUAUUGAAUGCUAAAAGUUUGUGGUCAAAGCUGGGGUCAAGGCCAAUUGAGCCACAGGUGAGGAUUCUGCUCACGGAAGCUACAAUGAAGCAAAUAUACUGGAGGGCGGGAGAAAGGAGAAUAAGAUACAUCAGAACAGAUACUUUACUUCAUAAUGAGAACAGCAUGAGUGUCCCUCUCUCUGCUUUUGAGAAGGUUCCUUGCACUUAUGAGUGGGAUGCCGUGAAACCUUGCGGUGCAGUUACUGACUUCGAGUAUCGCUUCAAACUCCCACCGCAGUUGUUGGAUUGUGUUUUGGGCUCCAGUUUCCAGUCGUUCUCUAAUGUACUAGUCGAUCUGCACGUCACAAUGAAGCUCCGCUUUGGAAUUUCCUUUGUGCCUUGCAUGCCUGAUAAGCUUAUUGACUACGAGCUGAAUAUCCUCCUCGUACCCCCUACUGAACUGAGAACAAGACUUAUUAAGAAGCAGCGGCUCCUGGAACUUGAGCAGUUAAAGAGGUUCGACGAUCUUCCGCUGUACCAUCUGGCUUUAGAUACUUACGUUGCUAGAGUGCUUUGA